GAACUGCUGAUAUGUGCAUUAGGUUCUCUCCGAAGGAUUUCGCAAUGGAGCCCCGCUCUAGGCCUCCUUCCAAAUAGUGGCACGCAGGACAACUCCGCGUACUCAAAUGCACUCGUUCAAUAACCUCUCCAAACCACUUGCAACCUUCAUAAAAUCUCCAAGAUGCCCUCUGAGAAUACCCACGAUGCGACUGCCGACCUCAAACAAGAGAGCUCAGUCGCCCGCUUAGACCUCCGCGAUGACGUAAACCUUGCAACCCCAAAAGAUCCAACAGCACCCCAAGAACUACAAACAACUCAGGAAUCACAAGCGGCCAAAGAAUCUUAUGCCGACUACAUCAAGAAUCUGCCACCACCGUUCUGGGCGACCAAGACACCACAGACGAAACCAGUGAACGACGAGGCGAUCGCGGCCAGAAUCAACGCUGUAUGUGCGCCAGUCACAGCCGAGCAGCGCGAAGAAGAUGAGCGUCUGAAAGCCAUGUCCUGGCGCGAGCGGUGGCGUGAUCGCAAGGCGAGACGAGAGGCUAAAGAGAAGAAUAAAGGUCCCGAUUUAAGACCUGUAGAAAGGGGGAGCCGAGCACAGUUGAAUGUCUUUGGUGUCAAUACCAAGGAGAAGUAGGGGAAGCGGCGACGUAUCUACACAAGAAAUGUGCUGUAAAUUGCAUAGGACAUUACACAACUACAAAAGAAAACAACAGCUAUAGUAUGCUCGUAUCUCUGUGCCGCAAUUGUGACGAGCAUGUUUCAUUCUCGAUUGCCGACAAAGUCAUCAACUACAUGAUUUGUACCUACUCCCGCAGUAAAUCUCUCAGACUUCCCCAGACUUCCCUAGGAAUUUUGUUAGGAAGUACCAUCUUUCGCAAUUCACGUCUGCUGGUAUAGCGUCUUUUCUGCUGCAGACUUGUAACAGUAAGUAUUGUAAUUACCUUAUUAACUUCUUUUAAGGAGGUACUGUUGGUCCUGCGCCUUAACUUGCAUCGACCUUCGGCCGCGUGCAUGAUGCUGGAGAGUCGACCGAGGAACCUCGCCAUGAUCUGCAAGAAAGCGAUAGGAGAUGGGAACAUCUGGAGGGACCCUUUUGCUAAGACCUGACUUGCCUUAU
This is a messenger RNA of Cucurbitaria berberidis CBS 394.84, 1104 nucleotides long. RefSeq lists its product as uncharacterized. The transcript has a single exon. Lineage: Eukaryota; Fungi; Ascomycota; Dothideomycetes; Pleosporales; Cucurbitariaceae. The coding region runs from base 163 to 621 and encodes 152 amino acids. The record is from RefSeq and is a predicted model, not a curated record.